Molecule: messenger RNA, 2387 nt
Organism: Lemur catta (Ring-tailed lemur)
Lineage: Eukaryota; Metazoa; Chordata; Mammalia; Primates; Lemuridae
Gene: CDKN3
Product: cyclin dependent kinase inhibitor 3
Exons: 7
Coding region: 49-837 (262 amino acids)
Biological process (GO): protein dephosphorylation
Cellular component (GO): nucleus
Molecular function (GO): protein tyrosine phosphatase activity
Source: RefSeq, a predicted model, not a curated record
GCCGUGACCCACCUCACGGAAGGAUGUACCAAUGAGCAGAGGGGAGAGAUGGCCGAGGCGUGUGGCAGCGGCCGAGACGCCAGUGCUGAGGAGGGAGGCGGCACCGGUCACGACGUGGGGCGGCCAGCGAUGAAGCCGCCUAGUUCAACACAACCAAGUGAGUUUGACUCAUCAGAUGAAGAGCCCAUUGAAGAUGAACAGACUCCAAUUCAGAUAUCAUGGCUACCUCUGUCACGAGUGAAUUGUUCUCAGUUUCUCGGUUUAUGUGCUCUUCCAGGUUGUAAAUUUAAAGAUAUUAGAAGAAAUAUCCAAAAAGAUACAGAAGAACUAAAGAGCUAUGGUAUACAAGACAUAUUUGUUUUCUGCACCAGAGGGGAACUGUCAAAAUAUAGAGUCCCAAACCUUUUGGACUUCUACCAGCAGUAUGGAAUUACCACUCAUCAUCACCCAAUCCCAGAUGGAGGGACUCCUGACAUAGCCAACUGCUGUGAAAUAAUGGAGGAGCUUACAAUCUGCCUUAAGAAUAACCGAAAAACCUUAAUACACUGUUAUGGAGGACUUGGCAGAUCUUGUCUUGUAGCUGCUUGUCUCCUUCUAUACCUGUCUGACACGGUAUCCCCACAGCAAGCCAUAGACAGCCUGCGAGAUGUAAGAGGGUCUGGGGCGAUACAGACUAUCAAGGUAAGGAGGUUGUGCUUGCUGGUGCGGUUAGGGGCAGACCGUUACAUUACAACCACAGUGAGUGUAAUACACAACCAAAAGGGCAGUAAAAUGAAAUCCCAAAGCACUGUUAUUCAAAUGUCACUAAUGUUUUUAAUUUUUUUAAUUUAUGUUUAACUAUAACCCCGGUAUCUGCAAAAGCACACAAGUAUUUCAAACAACAUAAUGAAAAAACUUGAACUUUCCGGUUUACUCUUCAAGGAUCUACUACUGCUCAGUUUUUGCCCCAUUCAGUUUGGGGAAUGGAUCCUCUCACUGGAAACAAUGAGAUGGUUACAAUAAACUUGGUAGUUUCUUGGGUAAAUUCUUAAGCAAAAAGAUCUAAGGAAGAUCCUAUCGUAUCACCAAAACAUUUAAUGAAGAUAAACGAAUGACUAUAAUACAAAACAUGUAAAGCGAUGCUGAUUAUCCUUUGCUGUGGAUGACCAAAGCGACAUCUUCCACAUUUACAUUCCCCUAACACUUCAAAAUCACUGCAGUAGCAAUGCCAAGGAUAUUAUUAUAUACUAAUCAUCUUACUGAAAAGAUUCAGCAGGUUUUACUUUAUUUGUGGAUCUAUGAAGCUAAUUUGCCUUCCUCUCCCACACACCCUGUCUCAGCAUUAGUACCCAUUCAUCAGCAGUGGAUACUAAAGAAUCCUGGCCAUCAGGCAGCUCCUUGGGCUUGAGUCCAUCUUCCCAGGGUUAAAGGUCUAAUCCAGUGUUAUGUACAGCAAAUUAUUAUAAUUACUGAUAAAUUCACCAAGAAACCUGAUUCUUAGGGCUUAAAUAAGGUCAGUCACAAGAUAAUCCAUACAGGAUCCACUUGCCUGUACAGAUUCUGAAAACAAAGAACUCCCAUUAUUUUAAAAUCAAAUGCUGCUGCAAAUCCAAAAAGUUUGAGUCUCUCUUCUCUUUGAAACAAAAUGCAUGGUCAAAUACAUGUAUGAAUAUGUGUAUGUUUUACAUCUUUAAUACUAGAGAGAAUUAAGCCUACAUUAGUGUGGACUGUCAAUUUAAUCACCUCAGCAUUCUGUAGCAAACAGGCUUUAUCUCUCUGCUAGUGUAAGUGUAGUUUCAACUUCCUAAUACAGAUAUGAAAUGAGAUGAUUAGCACAGUAACAAUAUCCUCUGUAAAGCUAUUAAAACUCCAAAUAAAUUAUUUAAGGCUUUCAUUUUGCUUAUCUGUUAAGGUUAGUGGGGUUUUUAAAAAAUACUGUCUAUGAAAAUUGUUCCAAAUGGAUUACAUCAUCACAAAAAGCAGAUGACUUGGGCUUCUAUAAAUUAAGAAAUGGAUUUUCUUGAAUAUACCACUGUUAAUUGCUACAGGAAGUGCCCUCUCCUCCUUAUUCACUCCCUAGGUUAAAAAAAAAAUUAGCAAAAAUAAUGCCAUUAAGAAGUGUUUUCAAUGUUAUGUGGUCCUACAAGUAAAGAAAUAAAGGAUUUUACAGCCUUAUAAAAUAUUCAUUUGUAUUUCAUGCUACCUUCUGCUUUUUAGAGAUUUUUAAAGUAAUAGCUUUUCACACCAUAUACAGCUUGAAAGAUAAAACUUACCCAUGCUUGGCACAAACGCUUCCUUACCCAAAAAGAUAUAAAAUUGUUCUUAGCAAAUAUUUUUUUGAUUCCUACUAGUCUUGGUGUCUACUCUGGUUAACAGUUUUCUACAAUGUAUUUCAACAUAUCUUUACU